This is a messenger RNA of Salvia miltiorrhiza (redroot sage), 929 nucleotides long. RefSeq lists its product as uncharacterized. The record is from RefSeq and is a predicted model, not a curated record. The transcript has 2 exons. Lineage: Eukaryota; Viridiplantae; Streptophyta; Magnoliopsida; Lamiales; Lamiaceae. The coding region runs from base 321 to 776 and encodes 151 amino acids.
UUUCUCGUGACCACUUGCAGUCUUUUGUUUAAACUCUAGUGUUUGGAAAUCGAAAGAAAGAAGACUAUAUUCCCAUUUGGGUGUUUGUUUGUGGUUUGUCUCUUUUUGCUAUCGAAUAUAUUUCAGCAAAUAUACUUUAUGCACUGUAGGUGCACAAUAAUGAAAAGACAAGUCCAUUGAUUAAAUUUCCGAGGUAAUAGAUAUAGCUUUUCCUGAUUGAAAAAUUGCACAUUCAUGCAUAUUUAUUAUUUAUCAUCCUGACGCAGUGAAUGGCUAUAUAUUUCCCUUCCCAUUUCAUCGUAUACACUCACUAGUAUACAAUGAAACCAAAGGCCAUCUCCCAAAGGGAUGUAUUCUACAUCCCUCCAUGGUCGCGUCCGAUUGAGCUCCUGCUCUUAGUAAAAUUAGAUUGUGCUAGAGUAGCAGGCAAAUGGGUACCCGGAGAUCACGUUGGCAAUAUGCCGGUGAUCGACAGUAUUUGCGAUGAGUUAACAGGUCAUCCGUUCUUGUUGCAAAUUCCAAAAGCCAAAUACCAUGAAAAGGUAAUGGAAUGGUUGACUAGAUUUAUUCGCUUCCACUCCUUAUUGAAGGAUGAAAGGACUUGGUUCUGUGAAAACACGAAGCGCGUUUUUGCUACAGAUUUAUCUUGGGAAGAGAUUGGAGCCGAAAAACCCCAAAUGUUAUGUUACAUGGAAGAAGGUGAGGCAAAUUGGGAUAUAUUAAAGCGCCUAUUCUACGAGGCUGGGAUGUAUUCAUGUUCAGAUGAAGAUGAAUAGGUAAAAACAAAACAGUACAAGUAUUAUUCGCCUUGAAGUCUUGUAUAUGUGAAAAACAAUUUUAAUAUUUAAUUUGCUUAGAUUUUGUGAUUUUCUUCAAUCCUGUAGUGUUUGUAAUCUCUUUUUUGCAAUUUCUGCCCAAUUGGAGUAUCU